Messenger RNA from Caenorhabditis briggsae, 807 nucleotides. NCBI's taxonomy places the organism in Eukaryota, Metazoa, Nematoda, Chromadorea, Rhabditida, Rhabditidae. Bases 1 to 807 code for a protein of 268 amino acids. The transcript has 4 exons. The record is from RefSeq and is a predicted model, not a curated record.
AUGGCCGCAACACAGGAGAGAGAAUUGACUGUAAAAGAAGAAAAACGCCUCGCCAAAGAGCAAGACCGUAACUAUGUGGACUAUCGUAAACAAGAAAUUCUUCACCUCAUCAAGCCGAAAACCAAAGCGUUUAACCUGAAAAAGUUCGACGACGAGUUUCCAAAGCCGAAGAAAAAGGACAAGAUUGAUAUGAAGUUUGGCGAAGAGAUGCACAAGUACUUGACACUUCGUCCGGAUGCGAGAUUCGCCACGUGGCCCGGAAAACCGGCGAUCAAAAAGAAGAAGCCGAAGGCGGCUGCUCCGGUGAAGACUGGGUUGAUGGCGAAGAUGGCAACGGCGGCUGGAGUGGCAAAACCACAAAAAGAGGCGACACCAGAGCCAGCGAAAAAGGGGUUGUCAAGAAUUAUACAAAAGCUGUCGCCAAAAUUCUCAUUCAAAAAGCCGAGUUCGACGACGACGUGGACUGCAAAAACCGAGGCAGUCAGAGCCAAAUUCUUUCAUAACAAUGCCGAACGUGCCCGAUUUUUUCCUUUUGGGCCGACAGCUCAGCUAAUGACAGGUCAAAUGUUGGUUUUUGGAAAUAAAUGCCUCGUCAUUGGAAACACUCUCCAAUCGAUUAUCGAAUCAACUGCUGAUCGGAAGGGUCUUUGCAAGGAACGAGUCGAUAAAGGACACAAGCCAAUGGUCAAAUGGAGCAAGAAAACGCAUACAAUCGAGUAUGUGAUGGAUUCGGUGCCAUUGGAAAAGACGGCGAUUUGUGAGGGCAAAUUUCAAGUGAUUCUGAAGGAAAACGCGAAGAAAGAGUGA